GCUGUGUCAAGUUUCGCACUAACCGCUCCCUCUUAGUAGGAGGGAUUACUUACUGGGACCUACCGGGUACCGUUUUUAGGGAUUUGGGUCAACUACGAGUCGUUUUUAUUGUUUGAAAUAGGCAAUAAUGUUUACCAUGGCCGCUUUUCAUUUGAUAUUCUGUCUUGUGGUGUCCAUAUUGGCGCAUAAUAUAUCGGCACUGACAUGUGAUUUAUCUCUCCAGAGUAUGUACUUUUGUCUCGGUCCAGAUGCCGAAAAUGAUGCCAUUCGUUUUAUGAAAGACGUGGAAACUGAUAUCGGGCUAUUGACAUUUCAUGUGAAAAAUAAUGGCCCAGAGGAACUGCCAGCUUCCGUUAUAGGGGAACACUUCCAUGUGAAGAUGUAUAUAUCAGCAUUGGGCGAUACGGGAAGUAUGGUUGACCCCUACGAAGUGACUACAUUUAAAGGCGGCGAAUCGAAAACAAAUGCGCUUGCCGUUUCUAGUGACAAACGUUAUCCCACGUUCGAGUAUAAUUUGAAAUAUCCGUCGUCACUAUGCCCGACCCACAGUCAUUUAUGUCUUAGAAUUGAAAACCAUGGAAACUACACAGAUAAUGAAACAACAAAUAACUUUACAUGUUUACCGUUCAUUGAUGGACCGGACGCGUCAGGUUUGACCAACUGUCCUUCAGACGUUGUUCCCACAUCAAUAAAAGUGAUUCGUCCAACACCAGCCAAUUUCAGCGUUGACAUAGCCGUGAACGUGACAUUCGAUGUUGCCCUCAAAAACGCUGGCGGUACCAAAAUACCUGGAUCAACAAGCGAAUUAGACAACAUUGUGUUCUCAUCCGUCUUCAUAGCAAAUGCGCCAGACGAGUCGGCAACGGUGAAGAGCGACCUCACCGACUCCUUAGAGUACACACGUGAUGACGUCAGUACCGGUAUUGUUGAAUGGGGAGAAGUGACGUUUACUAAUUUGAACGUGACCAUACUAAUCCCGGAGAUACAAUGUGAAGAGUAUCGGUAUUUUUGUGUGAAACUUCAAAAAGGUGUCAACGCAACAUUUGACGACGAUGACUCGAAUAAUUUACUAUGUAGUCCAUUUGGUGAUGGCGGUGAUAUUGGAGUCAUACAUUGUCCUAUGCCCACGACUACUGUGGCGACCACUGCCAUGUUUACUACGCACGAUGAUGGGUGUGCAGAGCGUCCAAAUGUCAUCAUAAUUACUCAUCCAGACGUGACCGGCAGCUCUACUGUGAUCAACAUGUCCACGUGUGUAGUCGUCAUAGCAACGCUCAUUUCAUUUAAGUUAUCAUAGAACAAAAUAUAGACUAAAAUGGAAAGUAAUAUGCGUUUCAUAGUUUAGUUUAUAAUUAAUAUUUAUUCGUUGUAUAAGGAAUGAAGAAAAUUGAAUAAUCAUACCAUGUCACUGCAAAAAUUUAGAAUAGAAUGUACAUACCUGGGUGAUAUUUUUAUAUGGUGCGGACUCAAAAUCUAAAAAGUUUGGUGGCAUAGGGUUAAGUAGACACGGUUUCAGUCAAUUAAUCAAUCAAUCAAUCAAACAAUCAAUCAAUCAAUCAGUAAAUACUGACCAUCGCUUUGUGACACUGUAACUAGGUUCUUCCAGCAACCGUGCUUGACGUGUGUAGGAUAAUAAACAGGUGAGGGUGCUAUAAAAAUAUUAUUUUCUCGUUCUAAAACAUGUGGAUUUAGCAGAUUUUCCACAAUGCUCUCUACAAAUAAAUAUAUGUUCGGUGUCAUACAAAUUUUCGGA
Saccoglossus kowalevskii is the source of this 1753-nucleotide messenger RNA. RefSeq lists its product as uncharacterized. Lineage: Eukaryota; Metazoa; Hemichordata; Enteropneusta; Harrimaniidae. The record is from RefSeq and is a predicted model, not a curated record.